AGUCUCGUUAAAUUUUUAAAUACUUUUUUUUUCCUUUACUUUUUAGUCAGCUCUUUUUACAACAUUGUAUAAGGUUUUUUUUUUAUUAAUCGCCUUUGAUAAAACAACGUAAAAUUCCAAAAAAAAUGUUUUUUUGUAAAAUUUGUUUUUUACUAUUUUUUAUAUUAAUAUCUGAAAUUUGCGCAUUGCAAAAAAUGGAUAUUCUCUAUGAAUGGAAAUAUGUUGAUUAUCUUUGGAAAAAUCAGGAACACAAAGAAAAAAUAAUAAAUACCGGUUAUCGAAAUAAUUCAAUAAUUAUUGACGUUGAUGAAGCUCCAGAUGGUCGAAUGUUUGUCACAGUUGUUGGAAAUCAACCUGUUCCGGCAAGUUUAAAUACGAUUUCAAAUAGAAAAAGUAAAGCUGGUCCAUUAUUAAAACCUUAUCCUGAUUGGUCUUGGUAUGAAAAUAAUGAUAAUUGUACAGGAAUUAUCAGCGUUUUUAGAGUUGCAAUUAAAUGCAACCGUUUAUGGGUUCUGGAUAAUGGAAAAUUUGGUGCCAAACAAGUUUGUCCUCCAAAAUUAUUAAUAUUUAAUUUAGCAGAUGACCACCUAGUGAAAAGAGUCAUUAUUCCCAAGAAUUUAGCUGAAAACAAAAAAGGGGAGGGGCUUCUAAUUACUCCAAUUGUCCAAAGUACAGGAAUGUUUUGUGAACCUUGGAAAUCAAAUGUUUUUAUGGCUGAAGUUGAUUUCGGAGCUUUAGUCGUUUACAAUAAUUAUCAAAGACAAAUGUGGCGAUUGGAUGGUAAAGAAUUUGAAGCAGAAAAAAAUUUUAGCAAUCACACUAUCGCGGGAGAAACAUUUGAUUUACCUGACGCUCUAUUUGGAUUGGCAUUAUCACCAAAAACUUAUGGCCGACAAUCACAAUUUCUUGCAUUAUCAAAACUUUCUUCACGAAAUUUAUAUAUUGCACAAACAUCGAAUAUUUUGAAUUCUUAUUAUACAAAAUCCUUGCGAUUGCAAAAAUUCGAAAAUAUCUUUCCAAGUGAAAUAACUACAAUGGCAUUUAGUUCAAAUGGAAUUCUUUUCUUUGCACAAACUACCGAAAUUGCCAUUGGAUGUUGGAAUAGUCGAAGAAGAUUAAUUCCCCAAAAUUUGGACGUAGCUGCUCAAGACAAUAAAACAUUGCAAUUUACAAGUGGAAUGAAAAUUAUAAAUAAAAGAGGCGAAGAUGAAAAAUUGUUAAUAGUAACAAAUCGAUUUCAAAAGUUUUUCCUCAAAACAAUGAACUUUAAUGAGAUUAAUUUUCGAAUUUUGAAAAAAUCCGUCAAUUCACUUAUUGCCAAUACAAAAUGUAAUACUUAUCGUUAUAAGAGAGGGAAAAAUGAAUAAAAAGAACAUUAAAUAUCAAACACCA
Leptopilina boulardi is the source of this 1392-nucleotide messenger RNA. Its product is annotated as major royal jelly protein 2-like. Gene Ontology annotation, cellular component: extracellular region. Lineage: Eukaryota; Metazoa; Arthropoda; Insecta; Hymenoptera; Figitidae. The record is from RefSeq and is a predicted model, not a curated record. The transcript is spliced from 5 exons. Bases 126 to 1367 code for a protein of 413 amino acids.